AUGUUUGUGCUUGUUUAUUCCUAAUUAAAUAAAAGAAAAAGUAAAAUAAAUAACUAAUUUAUAGAACGGCUUUCUGCUUUUUAUAUUUCUUAUUUCUAUGUAAAUUUUAAUUUCUUAUUUAAUUUCUUAAAUUCAUUUGAAAGCUUAUUUUUAAAUAAGGAAUUUUAUCUUCUAUUUAAUUAUUUUAUAGGCAUAUUUUUUGUUAUCUUUCAUAAAUUAUUAAUAAAAAAUUAAUUAUUUUUUCCCUUAUAUUAUUUAUAUGAUUUAACUUAAUAAAUAAAAUAUAGACAUUAAAAAUUAUAGGAAUACAUAACUUAAAACAUUUUGUUAAUUUUUCUUUUUACAAUUUUCAAAAAAUUCUAAAUAUUUUAGAUAAAAAAAGUAAUAAAGUAAUUAGCUAAUUUACUUAUUUAAAAAAUUUAGUUGAUAUAUGAUUUUAAAUAUCAAUUAUAAGAUCCUAAAUAAUUUAUUUGUUUAUUUAUUUAUUUUUAUUAUUUUCUUAAAAAGCUAUAUUUUAAAUUAUAUUUAUAUAAUAUAAACUCUGGCAAAUAAUUUAUUAAUAACUUUUAUUAAAAAUAUUUAAUUUCUAGUUUAAUUAUUUAUUAUUUAUUUAUAUAAAUUAAUUUAAUUUAUUUUAUGGAUUGUUUAAAUGACAUCACAAAAAGAAUAUUUAUCUAUUUUUAAAAUUUUGGUAAAUUUUCAUAUUUCUUUGAGGUUUCGAAAUAUAAAAUAUAAUUUCUUCUCACACAAUUAAAUUAUCCUUUGCCAAAAUUAUUAAUCAGUGUUUUACUUCUGUUUUUAUUAAUAUUUUGUAUAAAUCUAGUAGCCAGAUAAAGUUCUGGGAAAACUAAAAUAUAAAUAUUUUAUCAAAUUAAUUUAAAAAAGAAAAAAAUGUUUAACUGUUAAUAAAUCAACAAUGAUUAAGAUUGUAGUGUAAGCAAUAACUUAAUGGAUUCUAAUUAAAUAAAGUUAGAAAAUUUAGUGAAAUUAAAUUAUUUACCUAUAAAACUACUUUAAUAGUUAUAUUUACUGUCCAUUUAAAAAGAUUUCUAGCUUUAGUAGAUUAAAUUAUUACAUGAAAAUUAAUAUGGAUAUUACUUUCAGAUUGGAGGAAAUUUGUUUAUAAUUUAAAAGGGUUAAAAGUAAAAUUAUGAAAAAUUCUUAGAAUUUUAAUUCUAAAUUGAGAGGUUAGUUAAAUUUCUAGAAAAUUAAGGAUGCUCUGUACUGAAUUAUAGUGAUUUUACAUUUGAUUUGUAAGACUAAUAAGAUGCUUUCUAAGUGUAUUGCAUAGCUGAAAUAAUCUUAAAAGAUUUUGAUUAAUUUAAGAAGGUCUUAGUAAAUAAUUAAAAGGAAUUAGAUCAGGAAGAAAUAAACUGGAAUAGUAUGUUUGAAUAUUCUGAAUGCAAUACAGUUAAUUAGACUAUAAAAACAGCAUUUAUUAGUUAAAACUAUAACUUUAUGAAAUAUUCCUAAUUAAAUAUAGCACUUAGAUUUUGUUAAAUAGAACAAGAAGGAGCUAAGAUUAUUUCUAACAGUUUGAUCUCUUUAAAUAAAAUAAAACCAAUAUUAAAACUUUAGUUAAAUUUAUAUUCUAACACAUUAGCCGAUGAAGGAGUAAAUAGCUUAAGCUAAGCAUUUAUAUAACUUUAAUAUUUAUAGAGUUUGAAUUUGAUUUUGAUGAUUAAUUUAAUAGGAGAUAACGGCUUAAGGCAUCUUGCAUCUAAUUUAUCUUAUUUACAAAGCUUAGAAAUAUUAAAGCUCAAUUUGCAAAACAAUAAAUUUGGGGAUGCAGGAGUAGCUUACUUAACAAAAUGUUUGAAGAAUUUACCAAAGCUUAAAGAUUUAGAACUUGACUUGUACUUCAAUGAAACUUAGAAAUUUGGUGAAAUAAUAGGAAUGGAAAUCAUAAAUUUAACUGACUUGAAUAGACUAAGUAUUUCAUUUAACAAAGUUGAUUAGAAUAACACUGCUACUUUAAUUGAAGGAAUUCUAAAAUUAAAUCAUCUAAGUAGCUUAAAAUUAGAAUUGCAAAACUGCUUAAUUGAUUAGAAAUGGAUAGACGUAUUUUAAUUAAGGCCAGCAGAGUGCUUUGAAAACAUACUUUAAAUAGAACUAAUUUUACAAUACAAUCAGAUAGGAGCAAUAGGUUUUUGCAAUUUAUUUUAUUACUUUUCAUAACUUACAAAAAUCCAGUCAAUACAUCUUAACCUAACGGCUAACAGUAUAAUUAAUGGAGAGUUUCCUGAGGAAUACUAAUAAGAGUAAGGCUAAUUCAAAAGUUUAGUCUUUCUAUAUAUUAAUUUGUGUUGGUGUUAAGUUGGAUUAAGAGGAUCAAAAUUUAUUGGAAAAUUAAUACAGAACUCACCAUUAUUAUAAGAUUUGACUUUAGCUUUUUAAGAUAAUUAGAUCAAUGAUAAUGGACUGAAGAUAUUAUCUUAGAGUAUUUCUUUAUUAACUAGCCUUAAACGCUUGAAAUUUGAUUUAUGGGGAUGUAGUAAUUAAAUCAGUGAUUUAGGUUUAGGAUAUUUAUCAGAAAAUGUUUUAAAAAACACAGAAAUCAUUAGCUUAUCUCUCAUUUUAGUCUAUGGCGUAUUCACAAUUAAAGGACUUAAAACACUAUACAAAAAUUUAAAAUAAUGCUAGAAGCUUAAUUAAAUAGAAAUUGCAACCUAUACAAUAAGUGUUUCCUAGAAAGAUGAAGAUAAGUUUGGAUGCUGGAUUAAAAAAUUUAAAAGACUUUGUAACUAUAAUAAUUUUUUAUUGUAUUGA
This is a messenger RNA of Tetrahymena thermophila SB210, 2769 nucleotides long. Its product is annotated as transmembrane protein, putative. Gene Ontology annotation, cellular component: perinuclear region of cytoplasm; nucleus; cytosol. The transcript has 17 exons. The record is from RefSeq and is a predicted model, not a curated record. Lineage: Eukaryota; Ciliophora; Oligohymenophorea; Hymenostomatida; Tetrahymenidae. Gene Ontology annotation, molecular function: small GTPase binding; GTPase activator activity. Gene Ontology annotation, biological process: activation of GTPase activity; nucleocytoplasmic transport.